GAGGACGAGCAGGAUGGACGUUCUGCGGCCCACCCUGAUAAGGAUCGAGGGGCGGGUGUACAGGAAGAAUGUCAUUCAAGAGCAGGCCUACCAGCAUGAAGAGGAGGAUGAUUUCUGUGCAGGCCCUGGUGACUGUGCAGAUGAGCCCUGUGAUGCCUUUGUGGUGGAAGAGACUGAGAAAGGCUUCCAGUGCAGAGUGGAGGUUCCCAGCCUGUUAUACAAGUACAUCAUCGGGAAGAAAGGGGAAACCAAGAAAAGACUAGAAACAGAGACUCGAACCUCCAUCAGCAUUCCCAAGCUUGGAGUGGAAGGAGAAAUUGUGAUUACUGGGCAGUAUCGCAGUGGUGUCAUCUCUGCCCGAACGCGGAUUGAUGUUCUCCUGGACAGCUUCCGUAAGAAGCAGCCCUUCACACACUUCCUGUCUUUGGCUCUCAACCAACCCACCAUCCAGGAGAAGUUCCUGCAGUUCAAGGAAGAGGUGCUGGAGAAAUGCUCAAAGGAUCACGGGGUCAGCAGCAGCCUGUUCCAGAACCCUUCUAAGCUUCACCUGACUCUUGGGACGCUGGUACUUCUGAACGAACAAGAGAUCCAGAAAGCAUGUGACCUCCUACAGCAAUGCAAAGAGGACUUUGUGGACCAAAUUGCUGCAGGCAAGCCAUUGACUGUGGAAGUGGUAGGAGUGGAGUACAUGAACGAUGACCCUGCCAUGACAGACAUCCUUUAUGCCAAAGUCCACAUGAAGGAUGGCUCGGACAGAUUGCAGGUGAUUGCUGAUCAACUGGUGGAGCGGUUUGUGGCCUCUGGCUUGAUGCUUAAAGAGUGGGAUAGGGUGAAACUGCAUGCUACAGUCAUGAACACUCUCUUCAGGAAAGAUCCAAAUGCUGAAGAGAGAAACAAUACAAUGACUGGUAAAUCAUCUUUCAAGGAGCGGGAGUCAUUUAAUGGCCGAAAUAUCCUCAAGGUCUUGGUGGUUUGUGGCAAAGCUUGUGGAUAUAUAUGACUCCAGAAUUAGCAAGCUGAAUGCAAAGGAUAAAGGAGUUAGUGCUUUGUUAAUGAUAACAGAUCAGCUGCACUCUCAAAAGACAGACGGUUGGGACUCUUAUGACCAUAUUUUCUGCCUCCUGAAGUCUGCAUGUUUUAUUCUUCUCAAGGGUAAAAAGCUUCCUUCCUUCUUCCUGAGGUGAAAGGGCCUCUGCUGCCACCUUUUAAAACCUGCCAGAGGUUGGAAGAAAACAAGAGGGGAAGGGCUGUUGCUUGUGUUACCUGGGUGGAAGGACUCAAUGCUGUAUUGGUGAUGGAGGCACUCCAGAGCCAGCUGAGCACUUGCAGAACAACACAAACGUUCUACAUACACCCACCAAGCUUUGUGGCUGAUGCAUGGAGGCCUUGGCACAGGCAGUGUGCCCAUGGUGACAGACCAGAUGACAAUCACCUUCUCUCUGCCCUUCUAGCCCUCUCUUCCACCCUUGCCCUGACACUCUGCAUGACAUCUUAAUCCUGUAACACCUAUGCAUUAGUGGAAAGUGUUCGAUGCCCAGCCAGUGGUCCUUUAAAAAGCCAUGAAGAGGAAGCAGUUGCUUCUGGAGAGGGGGGCGGAACACUGGAAAGAGCCACCUUUCUGGAUGAGUGCCUGUCUGCCUGCUUUUCCUACACUUCUCAUGCAUUAUAGCUGGCAAGCUUCCAAGCACAAUUAAACCUCUGACAGAUAAUCAUUGAUGGAGUGGUGUCCCUAGUGAAUAAUACAGGAAUCAGGUAUUUCUUUUCUGGCACCAAACUGCUUCAGAAAAAAUAUUUUGGAAGUAGAAAAUAGAAGGGAAAAACCUAUUAAUUGAACAAACUUCCCAGAUCUUGACACACUGCCCAGUUGUGUCUCAUCUUCUGGGAGCCACCAGGGGAUUUGGUUUGGGGAUUUUCUGUCAUAGUUUGGGUGUGUUUAGAUAGUAAAUGGAAAAGGUUUUGGUGCAUUUCUCAGGAUAAGGAAGAAAGAGCUCUGCCAGCGUAUACUGCAGCCUUGGAACUGGAACAGCUUCUGACGUUUCUUGCUAUGGAGGUAACAGAACUCUCUAGACCACUGGGGUGGUCAACAGGGAGGUGUUGGGAGCAUAAAUCUAUAAAGCCAAAAUGGGGCACAGGCAGGCCUGCCCUUGAGGUCCCUCUUGCCAACAGCUUUCCAUUGCUGAACUGUGUUCACGGGUCAGCCUGCCAAGGAGGAACAGAGGUGCUGCUCAGACUAGAGACGCCCUGACAGGUCUAUGUGGGAGGUCACAGGAGUGAGGCACCUUAACCAGGCAGGUGGGAUCCCAAAAGCAGGAUUGGAGGCUGUGGUUCAUGCAGGAAAGGAGGUUAGUCAGAAUGGCUCCAAUGGAUAGGUUGCUGAAGUUCAGUGGAAUCUUCUUAGAGUCCAUCAGUGUUUCUGAGUGUUACUUCGACAUUUCUGUAUCUUUUUAUUAUUAUUUUUUAAUCCAUCCAUAUUUUUUUUCCAUCAGUAACCUUUUCUCUAUCAGUCUUUUUUUGCUUAAUGCUGGUAUCGGCUUUGUAACACAGCAGUUUAUCAGCGCCUUCACUGCUGUAACUCGUGAGUAUCACAGUUGUGCUUUAGCCAGAUGAUUUAGAAGAGCAGUUGUUUUCUGCGCUUCUGCAGUGUUUUCCAUCCCAAGCUGUGGAUGUGUUAUACAAGCAUUAAUUCAAAUAUGUCAUUCCUUAUGAGUUGAAAAAAUAGUCUGAUGUUUGUUUGGAGAAGUCACAGCGCAUGGUCUGAUCCUGUCUGAGUCCCUCCCUUCCCAUGUAGUGUAAGAUAGUGCAAGAAGGGUUUGGGGUGUUGGGGUCAUGCUCUGCUGUGAGUACCAUCAGGAAUAUCCAGGGGAAGGUGUGGAGAGUCUGAAAACAGAGGUUUCAUUGCUCCAUGUUGACGCUCUUCAGAAACAAUGCUUAAUU
Messenger RNA from Neopsephotus bourkii (Bourke's parrot), 2934 nucleotides. RefSeq names its product activating signal cointegrator 1 complex subunit 1 (gene ASCC1). The coding region runs from base 14 to 1000 and encodes 328 amino acids. The transcript has 9 exons. Gene Ontology annotation, molecular function: RNA binding. Gene Ontology annotation, biological process: regulation of DNA-templated transcription; DNA alkylation repair. The record is from RefSeq and is a predicted model, not a curated record. Gene Ontology annotation, cellular component: nucleus. Lineage: Eukaryota; Metazoa; Chordata; Aves; Psittaciformes; Psittacidae.